CUUAGAGAAAGAAAGAAAAAAAUAAAGCAAAUGAACUAAUCUAGUCUAGUCUAGACUCUAGUUACUUAUGUAUGUAACAUAUUAUAGAUAUACACUAUAUAUUUCUCUUAUUUCUACUGUAGAUUCAUAGAAAUUGUAAAAUUAUUAAUGAACAUUAAAAGAAAAACCAUCACAUACCUUCCAAAAUAUCUGAAAUUUCCUGCUUCAAGUACAUUAGAUCUUUCUUUUUCUUUGGUAAUUUAUUACACUAUACAAGUAGUAAGUACAAUUUCUUUUAUCCACAUCUCCUCAAUUAUCUCAUUCUCAUCCUUAAAUCUUUUUUCUUUUGCUUUUUAAAGAAAAGGAAAAAUGAACAGAAGAGUCUCUCUAUUUCACCUACUAAUUUUGGUGUUGCUCAAUCCAAUCUCGUCAGUCCCAUCCUCGCCUGACCGUUUCACCAAGUCUCACUCGUACUCGUCCUCUAAUCUCGAACGCAAAUCAUCACAAGAGUACUUUGAGUUGGCCCAACCUCUACCGUCCGAUGAUCUGACCCCAUCGUUGACCGUAACAGUCUUACGCCACUCCUUCGCUAAUACCAUCAACGGCCCUCCAUUCUCCACCCCUUACUCUCCGCCGUCCGAUUGCCCUCCACCAUGGUCCUUCGUCGUUCUCGAGUUUCGUGCCAAAUGCAAAGGAGAACAGUACGACCGCAUCGCCGCACUUUGGCUCGGCGGCGUCGAGAUCCUCAGAACCAGCACAGCCGAGCCGACUGAGUGUGGAAUCUUCUGGAAGGUUCGGAAGGAUGUUACCAGGUACUCUUCUCUUCUCUCUCGUCAAGAACUAGACCUUACUAUGAUGCUCGAAAACGUAGUCAACAAAGAAUACACCGGCGUUUACCACGUCGAGGUCGACUUUCUCUAUUACAAUGUCUCAGCAAUCAACGAGCCCAAGGUCAGGCUUCCUAUUUCGAUUGAGAAUCUAGAGCUUGAUAGUGAAGACUCGAAAUUAGGCUUGGAUUCUUUUGAAUUAGAUGCAAACUUUGGGAUUUCAGAUGAGGAGCCGGCGGAUAUGAUUAUUCCGAUAGCCGAUUCCGGAGAAAGGGGAUUUUGGUUCAGAGUUGAGAGCGAGUUGGAGUUGAAAUCGAGGGAAAUUCAAUUCCCUAAAAACACUCGCCGAGCUGUAGUGGAAUUGUAUGUGUCGUUUCAUGGAAACGACGAAUUUUGGUACUCGAAUCCUCCGAAUUCUUAUAUCACUAUGAACAACUUAGAUACAGCUCGGGGAAAUGGAGGUUUCCGAGAGGUUUUUGUGACCAUCGAUGGAGAGAUAAUCGGGUCAGAAAUUCCUUUACCAGUGAUCUUCACCGGUGGGAUCAAUCCAUUGUUCUGGGAACCGGUUGUGGCGAUUGGAGCAUUCAAUCUCCCUUCGUAUGAUUUUGAAUUGACGCCAUUUUUGGGAAAACUUCUGGACAAGAAAGUUCAUAAACUCGGAAUUGGGGUCUCCGAUGCUAUCUCAUAUUGGCUUGUUGAUGCCAAUUUACACCUUUGGUUAGACCCCAAAUCGGAAUCAGUUGAAGCCAAAUCAAGUUUUGAUGAAAACCCAGUUUUUGAAAUCGAGAGAAAUUCGGAGUUCAAGAAACUUGAUGGGUCUUCCAAGGUGAAAGCUGAGAGGAAGACCCAACACACGGGGUGGGUUAAGUGGAGUGGUGGAAAUUACACCACUACAUCCACUCACAACUACAAGUUCAAGUCCAAAAUCAGAUUCCGGAACAAUGGAGCCUCCAAAUCUGUUAAGCAAAAAAUCAAGGGAAGCAGAAAAGUUGUGAUUAGAGACGUGGGCAAUAGAAAAAUAGUAGCCAUGGAAAGCGUCAAGAGAAGAUACCCUUUGAAACUCUUCACUGAAACACAACCGGGUAGGCGUGAGAACACCUAUUUGCUAUUGACGAAUGUGUCUCAUGCCUUGAAAGAGAAGCGUUUUCAUGGCGGCUAUCUGAAGCGACUCCAGAAUAGUCAGGUGUCCGGGGGAUGGAUGGAGGUGAAGGAUCACUCUGUUAUUUCCGGUAAUGCUUAUACCAAUCAGACUUUUAUUUACAGAGACAAGUAUGGUUCUUAUUCCACAAUUGUAGACUCCGAAAAUGGCAAAAUUAUUAGAAACAGUACAGCCCUCGGAAGUUUGCCUUUACUGUCAUCGUAAAUUUCAUUAACUUUUUCUUUUUCUUUUCAAGUAGUAAUUUGUGUUUUCUAGUCAAGAUAAAGAAAAGGAAAAAAAUCUGUUUCCUUUUAUAAUACGAGAUUUCUUCGUUUA
Messenger RNA from Cannabis sativa, 2280 nucleotides. Its product is annotated as peptide-N4-(N-acetyl-beta-glucosaminyl)asparagine amidase A. The record is from RefSeq and is a predicted model, not a curated record. The transcript has a single exon. Gene Ontology annotation, cellular component: vacuole. NCBI's taxonomy places the organism in Eukaryota, Viridiplantae, Streptophyta, Magnoliopsida, Rosales, Cannabaceae. The coding region runs from base 349 to 2169 and encodes 606 amino acids.